GGCGGCGGUGAGAGCGAACCUGCGAUUGAGGAUGUGAAGGAGAUCGCUGUCACAGUGGGUCAGGAUUGUCGGCUAUGGCACUAAGCUGAACCCACACAUGCUCGAAAAGCCAUGGAUGAAAUGAGGUGACUUCUCUGCCGUCAAAUGAACUGCCUUUCAAUGGAUACAAAGUACAAGGAAGAUCUCUUCAGAAAAUAUGUACAAUAUCACGAAUCCAAACUGGAAGCUCCCGACAGCAAGCAGCGCGCCAUCAACGACGAAUACCUCCGCACGGCGGCCUCGGCCCUCCUCAGCUUGCCGAAAAUCGACCCCCUUUAUCGAUUCCGGCUGAUCAGGUUCUACGACGUCUGCGAGAAUUCUCUCAAAUCUUUGCGGACGUCCAACCUGCGCUCCCUUCACAAUGCGGCCGCCAUGCUGGAGACGGUGGGAAUUAAUCUGUUUCUUUAUCCGUGGAAAAAGGAAUACAAAACUAUCAAGACUUACACUGGGCCGUUUGUUUAUUAUGUCCGUGCUGCUCUCAUUGAUGAUGACAUCAGGCAUGUACUGAACCAUAUGGGUUACAUUCAAGAACUUGGGACCGUUUACCGAUUGAAAGAUCACGUGGACCCCACUCAAGUCAAGAGGGUUUCGUUUGAGCUUUUCUUAGCACGCGUGGAGUGCGAGCUGCUGCUUGAGAUCUACUUGCAAGUGAAGGACAAAGGGUACCUGGAGAUCGAUGUCGUGAACGAGCGGAAAAACAGCAACGAAGAUGUCCGAGGGUGCACCGAUGAAAUGAAGCGGCGCGUGGAGUGUAAGGAAACCUUAAACAUAUCCAUGGCUAGGAUGGUCCUUCAGAAGUCGGCCAGCGAGAGGGCGCCCUCAAAAGAUUACUUCAAACAAAAGGUAACCAAACCGUCCAAGUCCGUCGACACGUAUGACAGUUAUUGGGAUAGCAAAAACAAACCUCCUCUGAUGGCCACGCUGAGUCUACGGAAAGAGCCGAUUCUGGUCGACGCAGAAGACGACAUCAAAGACGAAAUAAUACGUCCGUCUCCCUCCUUGUUGACUAUGUCCCCCUCUCUACACGGCUGCUCGGAUGAAUUUUUAAACGUUUCCUCCAAUCCAAACGGAGUGCUGCGGGCGAACCCGACGUACGGUUAUUACUCCCCUGAAGACGACGUAGACUUAUACACGGAGCAGGAGUCCAGAAUGGUAAAUAUCAAAAGGCAGGACAAGCCUGACGUGUGGCUCUACAAAAACGAGAUGACUCCGUCUUGUCACCGGCGUUCGCAUCUAGCCAAAGAGACGGGUUACGUGAAGUGCCAAAGCUGUGGUGUAUCCUGUGGCGGCCCUUUGUGCCAAAAAUGUGACGGCAUGCUUAUCUUCAGGCCAGACGGUCCUGCGCUGAAGCAAAGCAGCUUGUCCAUCAAAACUGCUGUUCAAAACGACUCUUACUCCUCCGGCUCUGCGUUACGAGAGAAGGCCUGUUACGGGACGUCGCCGUCGUCGUCUUCGCAGGACAGGGCUGCUCUGCAAAUUCCAAAAACCAAGCCUUCCAGCACCUUGCGAUGUGGCUUCUGUAACCGAUUAGGGGCAUCGAAUACUUGCACAAUCUGUUCCAAAGUCUCGUGCGACGCCUGUGUCGUCUCUUACUGUCGUGAACAUUGUUGCCGAAAAAGCGAUUACCAUAAGUUUGCACCUAACAAUCAGUUAAACUAUAAAUCGACCCCGAUGUCUCACCUUGUGUAUAGAUAGACUCGCAACAUCUCAUCGAUAAAAGGGCUAGCGAACAGAACCUUCUGGACUGCGGCGGAAAUAUUUUACUGACCUCUAGAACAAGUACGCAUUGAGCUGUUCGGGGGGUGGGGGGUUGGGGGGGGGAUGGGUCAUCUUAAGAAAAUCAAAAUCUGUGUUUUUGUGAUUUCAGAAACACUAUAGAUCCUUCUAGUCCUCGCUGCUACUACAGUGCAAUAAUCCUUAUGGGCUUGCUAUUUAAAUCGAAACGCACUUCUGGGGAGCCAAGAUCGCGCAUAUUUUCUUUACACAUAUAUUUCAAAAUAUCAAAUAGAAAAAAAAUAUGAGAUAGAAAUCGAGUAAUGUUCUG
Molecule: messenger RNA, 2083 nt
Organism: Spea bombifrons (plains spadefoot toad)
Lineage: Eukaryota; Metazoa; Chordata; Amphibia; Anura; Pelobatidae
Gene: SPATA2
Product: spermatogenesis associated 2
Exons: 3
Coding region: 145-1734 (529 amino acids)
Biological process (GO): regulation of necroptotic process; protein K63-linked deubiquitination; regulation of tumor necrosis factor-mediated signaling pathway
Cellular component (GO): cytoplasm
Source: RefSeq, a predicted model, not a curated record